UGAUCUGAGUCUCGGUGGACAAAUUGUGGCGCGGAGUCGUAACAAUACCACACGCUCUACCAGCGACUUAUUGCGAAGAGAUGGAGGUAGACACAGUUUACGACUCAAUAGGGCUUACUCUAGCACUGAUCCAGUGUCUACUUUGGGAACUGAUAUACGCAAGACUGAUAUAAAAUCAAUCAAAGCCAGGUUAAAAAACUCAACUUAUGGGACGACAGGCUUGUCUGUGACUGGGGUGAGUAGUUCUAGUAGGAGCAGCACCAACAAUCAGACCAGUAAUAGUCGCACCAACUCACCCAAGUCAGCAGAGAAAGAAGCUUGGAGGCGCAGGAAGGAAUAUGACCCUAGAAAGUCAGUUGCAACUGCUGCUAAGGCAAAAUCACAAGGCAAAAAAUCUAAAGGCGAUGAAAUACGGAUUCUUGCAUCUAAAAAUUCCAAAAUGACCCGUUCUGCUUCAUUUACUAACACAGCUGAACUGAGGAGAUAUAGGAGAGAUAACUCAUCAUUGUCAAGUACCGAUGAAAUUAGCACUUGUACAAACAGUGAGGUUGACCAUUCAUUUGUGGACCCAAGUUCCCAACGCGGAUUUAUUCCCUACUCCGGGAGGUCACAGUCAAGUCGUCUUUACCAGAGCUCUGAGGAUGAGGAGAUGAACAUGAUGGUGAAGUCUUCACAGGACCUGAGUCGGUGUUUGCUGGGCAGUGUGCCGUACAUGUCGGCCUUCACCCCACCACCCCCUAAACUGAUGUCUCCCUCCUCCUCACCGUCACCCCUACCUCUGUCCCUAUUUAAACCCCGCCCAUACAAUCACACAGCCCCUUCCAGGAAAUACUCUGAACCCACACUACCUGUCGUCCAGGUUGGUUGCCCUACUUUUUAUGUUAGUCCGUGGCAAUGCCUACUAACCCCUGUUGUUACCAGCUGCCUAACUCUGGACCCCAUAGCCCCUCUCUGGUUUAAGGUGACCACACUUCCUGCUUGCAUUCUGUUCUUCUGAUGAUAUACAUUAUUGUUAUCCUGCAUGCUAUCUAAUAUCAUUGUUAUUAUCAUCUGUCCAACUCAGCUUACAGCUUGUCGCCACCAUUGUAUGCUAUUUUAUCCCAAGAGAAAAACUGACUUCAUAAUCACUUGUAUUUAGGAGUUUGAAACGUUGAGUGUAAAAUUCUGUUUAACAAUCUGAUUGGUCACACUGGCUGUUGUGUUCUGAUUGACCAAACAUUCUGACAUCCUGAUUGGCUAGACCAGCUGAGCUUUGAUUAUGACAUCAUACAUUAUAAUAUUGUGUAUAACAAAUUUAGUGAUGUCAGCAAAAACAGAAGUAGAAACUCUAAUUCUGAAUGAAAAUCAAGCAUAAUCUACUAAGUUAUGAUAAACAGAAUCUUACACUCUUGUACAUCUAAUACAAAUGUACAAAGUUAAUAAGUUGAUUGAAUCAUGACAAAUACCAACUUUCAUACUCCCUAUUCAGCUUGUGUGACUCCAGACGAGCACCCCUUUAAGAUAAUAUUGUAUUAUGAUAUCUUUCUCCUGCAUCAUGUUUCCCUUACAGUUCUAACAUACUAACGUCUUGGUGGUCUAAUGAUGAUAAUGAUCUGAGGUUGAAUUGGUUGUCUCCCCUGAAUGUUGGUUACGCUAUUUUGCAGGUGAAUGCUUGUCACAAUGUUUGGGUGAAGGAUGGUUACAAUGAAUGUUGAGCUCAUGAUUUUCAAUUUAGUCCCGUUAUCCUUGGCUGUUCUGGGAGGAAAUGUACCGGGUUUAUCGCCAUUCAUGUGCCAUUGCAUUUUGAGAUUCCUGGCAUGCUAAAGCUUGAACACUUGGUACCUAGUUAGAGUUUUGGUGAAUAUGGCUAUGUGGACAGGUCUUGCAUAGCUUUUGAUCUACCCCCAAAUUAUUUUUGAUUGUAAAGCAGCAUUUAUAAAAUAUCACUUCAUGUACUUUUAUAUAUUUUCUUGAUCAUUUGAAGCUUUUGUCUCAUCUAAAUAUUCUUGAUCAUUCCUUUUAUGCUGUCAGACGGGUUAUUAAUAAAUUUUGCGGUACAUCUUUACAUUCGUGUAGAGAAAUAGUAUGUAUAGAGAGAACUUACUUCCUGUCCUUUGCUAUUACUCAAGUGGACCUCAUUAGCUCACUCUCGUUCACAGUUUCCUCUUAUAUUGAUAUAUAUUUCUGCAUUUAUUUCCUGUAGUCAGUUGCAAAAUAGCAUAUGGACUACAACUUUCCAUCAAAUCCGGCCACAUUGCUAGAAGCCUUACUCCUCCCAUCUACAACCAAAAUUUCCUUAAUUAUAAAAGUAUAUCAAGUUUGGGAAAAAUAUAUGAACUUCACAAGCUCUGCUUUUGUAGAAAAUAGUACAGUUUGGCAGUUGUAACCUCGCUUUUAGACAUAUACAAAUAUAUUUUAUGAAAAGCAGACGAACAGAAGAUGUGACAGACUAAUGAAUCAUAAUACAUAAUUUUAUAUACAUAGUACUGUAUUAUAUUACAUUAUAUAAAACAGGUAAAAAUAACAGGCCAGCUUUAGCUUCUGUAGGAAUAAUGUAAUGUCAUCUUCAGUUGUUAACUCACCUAAUUCUACAUUUACAAGAAAGUUUAAAUGCAGUAUCAACAAUAUUGUCCCUGGAAUCCUUGUGUGAAACUAUGUGCAAUGUUUUACCAGUACACAUUCCAGAAAUGACCAUGUUAUAUAGAUGUUAGUAAUUGUUACAAUAA
Messenger RNA from Mizuhopecten yessoensis (Yesso scallop), 2705 nucleotides. RefSeq lists its product as uncharacterized. The transcript has 2 exons. Lineage: Eukaryota; Metazoa; Mollusca; Bivalvia; Pectinida; Pectinidae. The record is from RefSeq and is a predicted model, not a curated record. The annotation marks the transcript as partial.